This is a messenger RNA of Brettanomyces bruxellensis, 918 nucleotides long. RefSeq lists its product as uncharacterized. NCBI's taxonomy places the organism in Eukaryota, Fungi, Ascomycota, Pichiomycetes, Pichiales, Pichiaceae. Gene Ontology annotation, biological process: GPI anchor biosynthetic process. Bases 1 to 918 code for a protein of 305 amino acids. Gene Ontology annotation, cellular component: endoplasmic reticulum membrane. The record is from RefSeq and is a predicted model, not a curated record. The transcript has a single exon.
AUGCAGAAGAAGGGUAAAAAAGUGUCAUUUUCCAGUAAAAGGAAAGAAUAUGGUUCGGGACCAGGGUCAAACUCGGAGCUGGUAACAGUCGCCAAUGAACCUGUUGAAAAAAACGAUUCAAGUGAUGAUAAUUCGGACGUUGGAGGAUUCUUGGGUGAGGGAUUUAAGGGUAAAACUGGAAGAGGGCCACACAGGAAUGUUACAGAUACUCCAAAGCCUUCGAUCUUCACUCCAGAGCCUUCAAUUGCAUCGUUGCCGAUACAUCUACUACCUAUUCUUUAUUUUUCGUUUGGACCGGCCGAUGCAAAGGGCGAUAUUUAUGGAAGGAUGAAAAGAACAUUGAUUAUAUUAAUCAUCUUACAGUGCUUCUCCUUUUAUGGAAUUGCCCUUACUGUGAAUAUGAAGCGGAGCAGAUGGAAAUUAAAACAGAAGACGAAGAAUGUUAACAGCAAGAAAAUAACCGAGUCCCGCAAAAAUACGCAUAUUUCCAUGGACAAUGGCGAUAUCUUGGGUAUAUUGUUUGCGUUCUUUAUUAGCAUACUAGCAUCUGUUCCAAUAUAUAUUGUCCUCAUAUUGUUUGGCGCACCAAUAAGUUCAUACACAUCCUUAACGUUCUUACUUGCCCUUCACAUCUCAAUAAUCGCUACUUUCCCACUUUUAUGCACAUACAGAGUGGCAUCAUCCGAUUUUCAUUACUGUUGGGUGAACUUGCUUACCUUCCAGGUGGAUAAGUUUUACAAAAAUCAGAUUUAUAUGAUGGCGGUUGGUGCAAUGGUUGGAUGCUGGUUGGGAGUUAUUCCUAUUCCUUUAGAUUGGGAUAGACCUUGGCAGGCCUGGCCAAUCACAUUACUUGUGGGAACUUAUGUGGGUGCGACUGUAGGAAAUCUUAUUGGAUACUUUGCCGGAAGGUUUUUGUGA